Messenger RNA from Anarrhichthys ocellatus (wolf-eel), 6680 nucleotides. Its product is annotated as frizzled-3-like. The record is from RefSeq and is a predicted model, not a curated record. Lineage: Eukaryota; Metazoa; Chordata; Actinopteri; Perciformes; Anarhichadidae. Gene Ontology annotation, cellular component: plasma membrane. Gene Ontology annotation, biological process: non-canonical Wnt signaling pathway; canonical Wnt signaling pathway. Bases 647 to 2917 code for a protein of 756 amino acids. Gene Ontology annotation, molecular function: Wnt receptor activity; Wnt-protein binding. The transcript is spliced from 11 exons.
ACCAGCUGCAAACGGAGAAACGGCGAAGUACUGCAGUGAACGGAGCCGAGGAGCGCCCGAACCGCUCGUUACAUUUCACACCAGGACCUGCUUGAUGGAUCCACUCCAGUGUGGCAACUGAAUGUUGAAGACAGGACUUUGUAUCUUCCGGUGGAAUCUGUGAAAUCAUUUGGAGGAUGAUCACCUGUUGUGGGCUCAACUUCAGAUGGUUCUUGGAAACAUCACUGGACAUGGAGUGAGGGGAGACACAGACAAAUAAGAGUGGAAGAAAGAGAUGUCCAGUAGCCCAGAGGAGACCUCCGCCCCUCAGCUGUUGGUGGAUUUGUUAUCUCAGCGACAUGCUUUCAGUUUGAGGAUGAAAUCUGUUUGUAAAAAGAGGGGAUUACCAGGAGGUCGAGAGAAGCCAUGUUUUUUUUAAAUGAGGAACAAUCCAGCACAUUCUGAAGAAGAAAAGAAAACAAGAAAAGCAAAUACUACAAUGACAGGUGAAUUCGAAGACUGACACAAAGAGCAGCUCCAUUCAUGGCCGACAGAGGAAUUGCGGCCUCAUGUGCAGUUCAUGGUACAUAUACAGAGGUUACCCGUCUUGUGGAUUUCUUGCUUUUAUCUCCACCACAAACAAUGAAAGUGGACUCGGUUGCUUCUAAUGUUGAGCUUUAAGAACAAUUCCAGCAUGUCUUCAGGGCUAUCUAGUGGUGGUCUUGAUGAUGAUAAAGUCAUCAGACUGAGCCACUGUGGAGAAAUGUCUAACAUUAGGAUCCAAGCACCUGUUGGAAGAGGAUUUAUGAAAGACUGGUUUUCAAAAACUACAACAAUCUGCUGCAGACAACGAGUUCCCAUCUGUUUUUCUGCCCUCUUCAUCCCUAUCAUCCUACUCCUCUUGUCUGUGGUCAAACCCGCUCUGUCCAUUCAUAUGGAGUCCUUAGAGAGCCACAGUGAGUUUAGCUGUGAGCCCAUCAGACUGAGAAUGUGCCACGAUCUGCCUUACAACACCACCUUUAUGCCCAAUCUACUGAAUCACUAUGACCAGCAGACAGCUGCACUGGCCAUGGAGCCUUUUCAUCCCAUGGUGAACCUAGUUUGCAGCGCUGACCUGAGGAUGUUCCUGUGUGCUCUGUACGCUCCGGUGUGCACUGUGUACGGCCAGGUGUCCAUGCCAUGUCGAUCCCUCUGCCAGCAGGCCAAGGACGAGUGCCACAAACUCAUGGAGGUAUUUGGAUUAACUUGGCCAGAUGACAUGGAAUGUAGCAGGUUCCCAGACUGUGAUGAGCCCUAUCCUCGUCCAGAGGACCUGCUAACAGGCACGGAUCCUACUGACCAGUCGCCCAUGACUGUCCAGAGAGAUUACGGUUUCUGGUGCCCCAGAGAGCUCAAGGUCGAUCCAGACCUGGGCUACACAUUCAUGGGCAAAAAGGACUGUUCUGCUCCGUGUCCCUCAAUGUUUUUCAACAAGCAGGAGCUGACUUUUAUCCGCUACUUCAUAGGAGUUGUUUCCGUCGUCUGUCUGUCUGCAACGCUCUUCACCUUCCUGACGUUUCUCAUCGAUGUUACCAGGUUUCGUUACCCUGAGCGGCCAAUAAUCUUCUACGCCGUGUGUUACGUCAUGGUGUCACUGGUUUUCUUUCUGGGGUUCCUGUUGGAAGACAGGGUAGCGUGCAAUGCAGUCAGCCCGUCCCAGUUCAGAGCUUCAACCAUAACACAGGGCUCACACAACAAGGUAUGCACCCUGUUCUUCAUGGUCUUAUAUUUCUUCACCAUGGCCGGCAGCGUAUGGUGGGUCAUACUGACAAUCACUUGGUUCCUGGCCGCUGUGCCUAAAUGGGGCAGCGAGGCCAUUGAGAAGAAAGCCCUCCUCUUCCAUGCUGUUGCCUGGGGGGUCCCAGGGGCCCUGACUGUCACCCUGUUGGCCUUGAACAAAAUUGAAGGAGAUGGGAUCAGUGGAGUGUGUUUCAUAGGGCUGUAUGACAUAGACGCCCUGAGGUGGUUUGUUCUGGCACCGCUCUGCCUCAACGUGGCGGUGGGUGUGUCUCUCCUGUUGGUGGGGAUUGUGGCUCUGAAUCGGGUGCGCAUGGAGAUCCCUCUGGAGAAGGAGAACCAGACCAAAUUAGUCAAGUUCAUGAUCCGAAUGGCAGUGUUCUCUGUGCUCUACCUGGUUCCCCUGUUGACUGUGAUUGGGUGCUACCUGUACGAACACACCUACCGGAACAUAUGGGAGACAACAUGGAUGGAGGAGAACUGCAAGCUCUAUCACAUCCCCUGCCCAUACAAGGUGGAGCAGACCAGCCGACCAGCCGUGGUUUUGUUCCUAAUUAAAUAUCUGAUGAUGUUGGUGGUGGGGAUCCCCUCUGUGUUCUGGGUGGGCAGCAAGAAGACCUGUUUUGAAUGGGCCAGCUUCCUGCAUGGACGCAGACGCAAAGAUAGUGGGGUGAACGAGUCUCGCCAGGUGCUGCAGGAGCAGCCAGAUUUUGCCCAAUCCCUGCUGCGUGAACCCAACACCCCCAUCGUUAGGAAGUCCAGAGGAACAUCCACCCAGGGCACAUCUACCCACGCCUCUUCCACCCACUUGGCCGUCAUAGACGACCUUGAUGAACCAAUCAGAACCCACCACGCCGACCCCACGUCCACCAGGAGUAAGGCCAGCAGUGUCCACAGCAAGGCCAGCUACCACGGCAGCCUGCGCCGCAUUCGUGACGACAGGAGUGAUUCUAUGGCCUAUCGAGGGACGGCGGAACGCAGCUUCCAUGGCAGCAUGCCACGUCUCGACCACCCGCUCUCCACUCACAGCAGCCUCCAUCAGUUAGACGGCUCAAGGCACGGCAGCCAGCGAAACAUAGCUGAGGCCCCAACAACCCUCAUCACCCACGGAACAACAGGAUGUGACGGCCAAGCUGCUGAGAACGAAGGCACCAGUGCCUGAGGAGAUGUUGUCGACGCCUUUUUAAAGGAAGAUGUGCCCUCUGCUGAUACACACCCGUCUGUUUAGUGUCAACGUGUUUUCUUCUAUGAAGGUGGAGAAUGUACCAGUGAGUCCUGUGGUGGUGAUUGUGGGCGUUAUUUCCUUAAUGAUCAUUUGUUAGCAGUGUGGCUAACACAUUUCAGUCGGUGAACUCUCAGAUUCAGUUAAUAGGUUCACUGAAAAGCUGAAAGUUUGUUUGCGAUUUUUUUUAUUUACACGGCAAAUGACUCCUGAAUGCUCGACUCAAACAGGCUGAGCCAACAAGAAUCUCCUCAGACAUUAUUCAGGUAUCAAUCAUUCCGGUUGUGACUGGAUUGAGCUAGCCCUGGACAGGAAACACUGAACAACUAGGAAGAAGAAGUCAUCAUACUUCAUGGACAAGAACACUUAUGUUGGUGUUAUUUCCAAAAUCAUGAUCUUUCACCGUCUUGCAGGACUUAGAUGAAUAUCAUUAAAUGUGUGAACACUGCCGAGUAUUGCUUUUGUAACAAUCUUAACUGAGUUGCCCAAUCUCUUGGUAAAGUCUCACAUAAAAGUUGACUUAGAGUCUCAGUCUUGACUUGAUUAUUCCCAAUUUCUGUUUGCUCUCGACUGCAGCUCUUAACAAUGUUUAUCUUUGUGUGGCGUCAAAGACCGAUACAUAUGGGCUUAAUGUGAAAUCGUGGACCUCUCUGUGGUUUAGUGAAUAUUUUUAUACUGUGAAAAUUGUCUGUCUGCUGCUGAAAGCUUCAUUAAGUGAGUGUGUGUGUGAGAGAGAAUUAGUGAAAAACGGAGACACAAGUGGUAAUAUAUGUUUGAAACUUCAAUUCUCCCCUCCAGUGGUGAACAGAGACAGUAUGAUGGAGGGAGCGGAGUUAUUUGUAUAACACAGAAUGUAAAGGUGUUGUUUCAGACGCUGACAUUAAACGGACAUGAUUGGGUGAAAUGAGCUGGAAUAAUGUGUGUGUGCACUUAGACACACACUUAAUUAUUUCAGCUCAAACUGCUUUUUGGCCUCCCAAAAACAUGAAAGCAUUGCCCUUUCUGCAUAGAGGCGUUGGCUUUACAGAUGGAGAAGGCAGCUUCGGACAAAAGCAAGAUGACAAUUUAAUCAGCGCAUGUGUUCGGUCACUUGUCAGCCAAUCUAUGUCAUAGAAUCAAAAAGAUAAACGGAAUUAGAGUACCGAUAAGAGUUAGCUGAUUCAGGUACACAUGCAUCACUCCAAUCAAGCCUCCUGGCUGCAUAGACUGGAGUGCACUUUAAAAAUGAAAGUGCUUCUAUUCUGAAAUCUGUCUCUCUCUCUCUCUCUCUCACACACACACACACACGGCUGAAAGGUUGGUAAGUGCUUUUUUUUUUAAUGUAAUUUUCAUCACUGUACUUGAUAUGUACCAAAACCGCUACUGUACAUGCUGUUUGCUUGUUUCGUUGUUCAAACAUAGAACUCAGACUUACCUAAAGAGGUGCAGACUACAGGCAGUGAAACUGUAGAAAGAGAUGUUUGCUAUUUGCAAAUUGCUACAUUCUUUGACCUUUUACAUUUAAGUAAAUGUUACAGGAAGUGCACUGUAUAUUGUAAAUGUUUUUCUAUAGUUUGUGUUUUGUUCCCUAAAGACCCAAUUGACCUACCUCACCUGUAACCUCAGCCUCCUCUGUACCUGCACACACACACACACACGCGUAUCAGUUAAGUAAAAAAACGAUGGUGCUUAUUUCUGAACAAUCUCAGCUUCUGUAAAAUGUAACCCAAAUCAAACGCAUUUAAAUUAACACAUGGGUUCUGCCUUCACACACACACACACACACACACACACACACACACACACACACACACACACACACACACACACACACACACACACACACACACACACACACAGAGGAUAUUUGUAGCUCGCUCUCUGUCCUUCCCACAGUUUAGUUUUUUCCAGUCUACCUCUUCAGUUAAAAUGUACCUCGCUAACUCGCUGGCCUUUCACCGCUGCCUCUCUUCUACCUGUCUGUUUGUAUGUGUCCCGUCUACACCUUUUAAGUUUCUCAUGACCAACCACCUACCGUCAGUUGCCUGCCCUCAUAUCUGUUGUAUAUAGAUGCUCUUUCCUAUCUGAUGACUAAUCUGCCUUCUGCCUCUCCUCCUGCAAAUGUGCCCACGCUCAUCUUUUUUUUUGGACCUACAGCAACUGUCUGUACUCUUGCAAUUCGGGACUGCUUACAAACAUUAACCGUUGUGCUUUUACCUCUGAAUUGAACAUUACAAUGUGAGAUGAUGUGUUAAACACUGUCAUUGAACUCAAGAGGACAUCUCUCCUUUUCAGCUAUUAAAUAUCUCAUUCUUGUUAGUUUACCUGAGUCUGUGAUCAUUAAUAUUAGUCCCGCACAGUGAGGCAUGAGGAAGAAGAGCUUUCUUUGCUUCAUUUCUGAUGUCAUGCAGUCGCUUGAAAAUAUGACAUGUUGUCAAUUAUGGUAAAAAAAAAUAUAUGAUAUUGUGAAUUUUGAAACUUGAGUUGUAUUUGCCAUUUAAUUUAUUUGCAGUUUGGGACUGCAAUGACGUCUUUUACAUGCAGUCUAAUAAACAUUUUAUAGACUUCAGAGCUUUUGUUAUUCUGGUAAUAUUAAACUUGUGUAUUUAUUCUUGCCGACUAAUCCUGCUACCACACCUGGUGAUGGUGUAGUGGUUAAGGCUUCUGAACACCACCUCCUUUACAGGAAAAGUAAGGGCUGCUCCUUCAGUAAAAAAGAACUGGAAUUGUGUCAAAUGUGACUCAUCUUUGUUUUCCUUGAUGUCUUAAUCUGUAAACUUACAUGAAGUAUCUCUUAUGGCUCUUGGAAAUUUCGGUGAAACGGUUACUCAGUCAAGACCAGAUUCCCGAUCGUUCUCGUUUCCGGCGGACGAUGGCGGCUACAUCUUGUUUGAGUGUGGAGACGCUCUGCUCAAGCUGUUCGGAGAAGUCCCUCAGCAGGCGACUCUGCUCGUCCACAAACAGUCUGAGCCCCAGCAGGUCGGACUCCUCCUGGAAACAACAGGAACACACGACUUUAAAACAAGUUAACCAUACAUAUGUUAUCAUACGCGUAAUAUUAGCAGCUCACUCUUAAUUCUACUUGGUACUUUUCCAGAUAGCUACCAAAAAUAUAGAAAUAGAAAAAAUAAAUGACUUGGAAUGAUUCUAAAUAAUAUAAUGCUGAUUUCAAACAUAGAAAACUUCUUAUUGACUCUUGAAAAAAUGACCAUUUUUAAAAUUCCCUGUUUUAUCACAUUUCGAACAUACCAAGCUUAAAGGAAAAUCUUUGAUUUAAGCAACUUAAGAAGAAAAAGUAUUUAAAUCACCACCAGUUACUCUGGGGGCGCUCACUGUAAUCUUACUAAAACCUUUCUUCAAUUUGUGUGCCUGAUUGUGCAUUGUUCUCUGUAGAUCUGUGUUGAUUUACUGCUAUCAAAGGUUUAAAUCAGGUUAUCAAAGGCCUUCUUGUUGUAAUGCUCACUAAUACUAAUGCUGCAGACAGACAUGGAUACGUACACUGGGCCUGUGUCUGCGCAGACGCUGCAGCUGACCCUUGACUGAGGUCAUGCUGUGGUAGAAAACUUUGAGAGCACGAGCAAACUCUGCAUCACAGCUGGGACGCACCGACCGACCGCGCACACUCUCCCCACCUAACACACAGAGGAAGACAUUUUUUUAUUUUAUGAAUGGGAAUAUUUUGCCAUGUAAAAACAUUUAAAUCAUGUCUGUUAAUUACUCUAAA